AUGUCUCUUACUUUCUUACUACCACCAUCGAUAAGUGAUUUUACCCCUGAACAAUUAAGUGAAGUGUUGAAAUUGCGGAAUGCUACUGUUAGUUCAACUACAUGUCAAAAUACUUUGGAAGUUUUAAAUAGGUAUGUAUUUGAAUUAUUAUACCGGCCCGUGAUGCGAUUACCACUCGUUAUGCAUCAUCUCACCACAAUCGGGCUCGUAAUCUAUGGAGUAUAUAUUCUAAAUAAUGCUGGAAACUUGGAUAUAGUUCCGCUAGGACUAAUCUUAUUGUUUCAAGCUAGCACCGAACAAUCAACUUUUCUUGGAUUACUUUUUUAUCGACUAAAACAUUCUUGGUCGUCAGUAACGUUAUUUUUUGCCGCUGUUCAAGUUUUCAUUGUUAAAUUUGCUACACUUGUUUGGUGUUACACGUUUUGGGGAAAACACUUGUUGCCAAAUAAAGAAAGUAAUGCAAUAAUAACAGGAUUUAACGUGGUAUUUCCAAUCGGUGGAGUAAUACUCUUUGGAACACAGCUUUGGUCGACUUAUGUCGUAUUGAAAAUUGCAAUAAAAGCUCGUCAACUUGGCACAAAUAAAGCGCCUAACGUUGAUCUUAUCGACGAUCAUCUUGAAGCUAGUGAAAAUAAGUUGGAGAACGGUUCUAAUAGCAAUAAAACGUAG
Messenger RNA from Ambispora leptoticha, 669 nucleotides. The record is from the annotation of a GenBank genome assembly. NCBI's taxonomy places the organism in Eukaryota, Fungi, Glomeromycota, Glomeromycetes, Archaeosporales, Ambisporaceae.